UUAUUCCGCCAUCUUACAUGAAUAUAUCAUAACGCGUCUUGCUACGCAAUCACGUUACUUACGUAUUUUACAUUUUCUAAUUCCAUAUGUACACUAGCUGCGAUUUCCGCGGUCCGUACGGUUUUCUGCUCUCGAAUUGAGUGAAGCAAGUUCUUAUUAAUAACUGUCUUAACAACAACGGCUUUCUUCCUGUCUGCACAAAUUUACUCGAGUAGCACGCAGCCGUAAAUGCAUGAUAAAACCGCACAGUGAGUGAGUGUCUCACUGUCUGGGUUUCACCUUAGAACAGGAAUAUAAAGCUGGAUCCGAUCGACGACUGCCGGUCCGUGUGAAAAGCUUGGGAGUUUCCUUAAAAACAAAAAAACGUUCGGCGAUGCUUCCCACGCUCCCCAUCGCGGUGCUCGAGGAAGUGUUCACGAAUGUCCCCGCGCGCGAGCUCGUGUGCGUCUGCCGCCUGGUUUGCCGCCAGUGGAAGGAGCUGGUGGACAGCACGUCCUUGUGGCGGGACAGGUGUCGGCGGGAGGGGUACGAGCCCCGCAACGCCAGCAAUCCUCUCAAAGACUGGCGCCAGUUUUACUUCUUGUGCAAGAGGAGACGCAACCUGCUCAAGAACCCCAGGGCUGAGGAGGAGGACUUUGACGGCUGGAACAUCGUGAAGAACGGUGGCGAUGGCUGGAACGUAGAAAAUGUGUCCCGCGAGUACCCCCUUCCCGACAGAGCAGUCCGAAAACACUUUGCCACAUCGUACGAUUUCUGUAUAAAAUCUCAGCUAAUAGACCUGGUCAAAGAGGGUUAUGGAGCAGCGUUUAUGGAUGAAGUUCAGCCGGACGUCAUAGCGUCUGAGUGGUACUCUCCCUGCCAGGACUGUGGAUGUGUGUACCAGUUCUGUGUGGAACUGCUGGACCAGAACAAAAUGGUCAUCCAGAAGUUCUGUCCCAGUCCCCUCUCUUUUCAUUAUCCCAAUGUCAUGAAUUGGCGUCAGAUAAAGCACGUGUUUCGUGACUAUGGGCCAGGUGUACGCUUCAUCAGGUUCACUCAUGGUGGGAAGGACACACGGUUCUGGGCGGGCUGGUAUGGCAUUCGGAUCACAAACAGCAGUGUGGAGAUCAGCCCCUCUGGGGAUGCAUAGUUCCGGAAGGACACUUCAGUUUGAGACAUUUCGGUGUCCACAGUUCCAGAAACAUCUUUGCAGGUAUUUAAAGCCUUCCCCAAAGGCCAGUGCUGUCAUUUGUAACAGAGUCAAAUGUUUAUCAUGAUAGCUGAACAUAAGUUAUCCUGUCAAAGAGGUCUUACAUUUUAUUAUAUUUAAAUAGGGGAAUGUGUACAAUAUUGCCAAAUACCUCAACAAGUACCACUGAAAGAGAGGAGACAGUACUGUAAUCCAGAUGCAUUGUACUUAAAAUAUACAAGUCUGUUUCUGCAUUGGGGGGCGCGGGGGGUUGGACCGGGUCCUGCUCUCUGGUGGGUCUGGGGUUCAAGUC
This is a messenger RNA of Scleropages formosus (Asian bonytongue), 1481 nucleotides long. RefSeq names its product F-box only protein 6-like. The transcript is spliced from 6 exons. Lineage: Eukaryota; Metazoa; Chordata; Actinopteri; Osteoglossiformes; Osteoglossidae. The record is from RefSeq and is a predicted model, not a curated record. Gene Ontology annotation, biological process: SCF-dependent proteasomal ubiquitin-dependent protein catabolic process; ERAD pathway; glycoprotein catabolic process. The coding region runs from base 374 to 1129 and encodes 251 amino acids. Gene Ontology annotation, cellular component: SCF ubiquitin ligase complex; cytoplasm. Gene Ontology annotation, molecular function: ubiquitin protein ligase activity; protein binding.